AUGGUUGUAGCCAUUUCGAUAUGGUUCUCACUCUAUUAUGUAUAUCCCUAUUGUGUAACCUACCGACACCUGAAAAAGAUCCCAGGACCAAUUGUUGCCAAAUUCAGCAACAUCUGGGUCGGAUUAGGCGCUCGUCGCGGUCAGAAAUUCGCCGUGGUCGACUCGGCGCACCGAAAAUAUGGCCAAGUCGUUCGGAUAGGGUUCAAUCAUGUGUCUAUUGCAGAUGAACGGGCCCUAAAAAUCGUGUAUGGACACGGUAACGGCUUUCUCAAAGAAGAGACCAGCCACUAUUAUGAAGCAUUUAUCGCUCGAACGCCUGGUAUGUUCAGUGUACGCGACCGAGCGGAACAUACACGGAAGCGAAAGAUCAUUUCCCAUGCUUUCUCGCCUAAAUCAGUUGCUGCCUUUGAGCCUUUCAUGGCAGAAAAUCUACAACGAUGGACAUCACAGCUGGAUCGGAUCGCGGCUUCUCAGCCCCAGCUCGACGGAAAGCAAUUCGCUCGAUACAAUGCAAUGCCUUGGUUCAGUUACCUUGCAUUCGAUAUCAUCGGGGAUUUAGCGUUUGGGUAUCCAUUUGGCAUGGUCAACAAGGGUAAGGAUGAGAUAGAAACACAACUUGUGCCCGGAGGACCGAUCUCGUAUGCCCCCGCGGUCGAAGUAUUGAACCGACGAGGCGAAGUCUGCUCGACAUUAGGUCUUCUGCCGGCGCUACGUCCAUGGGCAAAGCGUCUUCCAGAUCCAUUCUUCACCAAGGGGAUUGCAGCCGUGGAGAACCUGACAGGGAUUGCUGUUGCAGCUGUCGCGUCAAGACUUGAUGUUACAGAGAAAGGGAUGGUUGAGUUGCGGAACGACAUCUUAGCGCGCUUGCUACAAGCAAAGGAUGCUAGUGGUCGGCCAAUGGAGCGAGACGAGCUCAUAGCAGAGGCGCUGACUCAACUGAUUGCUGGGUCUGACACAAUAUCCAACACAGCAUGUGGUAUCUUUUACUGGAUUUUGCAUGGAGAACGCAGCGCCCCGGGAACAAUAAUUCCUCGACUCCAAGACGAACUAGAUCAAGCAAUUGGUUCAGGAGCUGAAGCCGCGUCUUACUCUGAAGUCAAAGAUCUCCCAUUCCUGCGAAGGUGCAUCGAUGAAGCGAUGAGGCUGCAUUCUACUUCGGCUAUCGGUCUACCCCGUCUGGUAGCUGACAACGGAGGCGUCGAGUUUGAUAGCUUUUAUUUUCCACCCGGAACGGUACUCUCGGUUCCUUCGUAUACAAUACAUCACAUGCGAGAAAUCUGGGGAGACGAUGUUGAGGAAUUCAAGCCCGAUCGCUGGUUGAACCUGUCUGCCCGUCAGAAGACCGCCUUCAAUCCAUUUUCGUACGGACCCCGAGCCUGUGUUGGACAGAAUGUGGCUAUUAUGGAGCUGCAGUUAAUUAUUGGAACUUUGUUUCACCGGUAUGAGUUUGUGCUAUAUCAGUCUAUCAUGAAAUCCCAUGAAGGAUUCUCUAAGAAGCCUGAGGAGUGUCAUGCAGGAAUCAGACUGAGAAACCAAGAUUGA
This is a messenger RNA of Penicillium soppii, 1542 nucleotides long. Its product is annotated as cytochrome P450. The coding region runs from base 1 to 1542 and encodes 513 amino acids. Gene Ontology annotation, molecular function: monooxygenase activity; heme binding; oxidoreductase activity, acting on paired donors, with incorporation or reduction of molecular oxygen. The transcript is spliced from 2 exons. The record is from RefSeq and is a predicted model, not a curated record. NCBI's taxonomy places the organism in Eukaryota, Fungi, Ascomycota, Eurotiomycetes, Eurotiales, Aspergillaceae.